Molecule: messenger RNA, 1986 nt
Organism: Gymnodraco acuticeps
Lineage: Eukaryota; Metazoa; Chordata; Actinopteri; Perciformes; Bathydraconidae
Product: transmembrane protein 235
Exons: 4
Coding region: 76-708 (210 amino acids)
Cellular component (GO): apical plasma membrane
Source: RefSeq, a predicted model, not a curated record
GGAAUGCAGUGUAGACGAAUAUAAAAAUUGGACACUGUAUAAGAGAAACUGCGCUCGGCGUGUGGUUUGUACACAAUGAGGUACGGAUUGGUGGUUCUCGCUGCUGGAUUUACAGCUUUUCUAAGCUUUAGCCUCCUCGCUGUGGCUAUUGGGACUGAUUACUGGUACAUUAUCGAUGUGAAUAAACCCAACUGCUCAGGUCCAGACGACAUGAGUUCCCAUUCUGGACUGUGGAGAAUUAAUGAAGGGGCGAACAUGAGCUCCGUCAUCCCUUCCUUCACAGCAAACAUGUCCAGUCUGUCAGAAGUGGAAAAGCACCUUCUUGGCUUGCACAAGGUGGUGGUCAUCAUGUUGCCCCUCAGCCUGGUGCUGCUGGUGUUCGGCUGGAUCGUUGGCCUCGUCAGUUCGUUGGCCUGCAGUCCCAACCUGCUGGCUGGGUCCGCCUCCUACUUUCUCUUCUGCAGUAUUUGUACACUCUCUGGGGUCUGCAUCUACAUCAAAUACUCAAACCUGGCCAUGGAGGAGUUCCAGCGGAUGGUUUCUCCAGAGAACCUCGCCCAUGUGAACGUGUCCUUCGGCUGGUCCUUAGCAACAGCCUGGCUCUCCUACAGCCUGGAGGUGGCCACUGGCCUGCUGCUCCUGCUAGCUGCUCGAAUCACUCAGAUGAAGGGGCGCUUUGACUCUGGUGUAGCCAUUGCCAUGUUAUAGAUAGAUGUUUUUAAUGCUCAUGUGCAUUUUGCAACCAACAACAUGGUACUUUAUUUAUUUGUUGUAUUGAAAUGUAUUGAACAAAUUAAAAAGAUAAUUGUAAUAUCACCAGGGGGUCAAGGGAAGAGGCAACACAAUGAAGAUACAAGCUGGAUUUACAUAAUUACAACCAUAUUGAUGCUGAAAAGGAGCGCAGUUUUCACUGGCUCAUUGUGAAGACAGCCUGUCAUCCUCUCGCUAUUAUUUAAUUUCCAUUGUGCCAGUCCAAUAAUAUUAUAAAUGUGUCCCCACAAACAUAACAAAGUGGCUUACCUUUGAAUGUUUCUUUGUAGGGUUUUUCAGUAAUUUCCACCUUUUGUUGCUAGAUUCCAUUUGUAUGCCAGUGACACUGUAAACAGCAGAGUGUACGGGUCACACUGAAUUCAGCAGGAGGUUUUCUGUGAGAUGUGUCUUGAAAUACGAUUGUAAAUCAUAGGGUCGCAGCUUCAUCUACAACUCAAAUGCAAACUCACUGCCCUGCAAUAUGAACACAAGUAAAAGGAGAAUGAAGUUGUAUGGGAUCAUUUCCUUUUUGACACUUGCUAUAUAUAUCUUUUGAGGACAAGUUCCACACCUACUCUAUACUUAUACUGCUUUUAAAUGGGCUAUAUCAGUGAAUAAAGGUAUUUCAUUCAAGUGAACCAGACAGGCAAUUCAUCCACAUACUGUAGGCUCUGGCACACAGCCAGGAAUGGUAUAGUAUGUUAUGAUAGAAUAGCUGUUGCAUUGUUGAUCCAUGUGGUAUAUCAAUUUGCAUAUUACAGCUUUUGAAAAGCAGUUAGCGUUUAGUUGAUGGACAAUGUUGGCUUGUGACUUUUAUUGAACAUUUUAGUUUUUGCCUUCUGCUUAACAAACGUCCUACUGUAUACCCAUUUUACAGGUGAAUGCAUAAAUAAUGGAAGCAGGGCUGAAGAUAAGUGCACUCCUGAGGGUGCUGCAAGUUGUUUUCAGCCGUAUUUAUUGUAUGUACGUGUUGCUGCAUGCUUUGCAGUAGUUAACAGCUAGAUGUUGUAUUAGUCUGUCUGUGCUGAAUGAGACUUUUCUCUGCAUACUGGAAGAAAAAAUAGCAAAUAUAACUAUAUAUAUUAUUGAUAUAUGUAUUGAUGUCAAAUGUAUUGUGUUGGUGUCAUUUUCUAUUUAAUGCUAUUAAAUGUCAGUGACACACUCUGUAAUUACAUUGUACAACAUGUCUUAAAGAUUGUUUGUGUUUUGAGACAAUAAGACCAUUUAAAACAUUGG